AUGAAAACAGAGCCAGUGAUAAUCGUUGUGGGAGCAGGUAUUUUUGGUGUUUCUUUAGCGAACCAUCUUGCAAGAGGGAAGGAAAACAUUAAGGUUAAACUAGUUAACCCUUCCAUUUAUGCUUAUUUCCUUCCUUCUGCUGUUCGGUUGACGGUUUCCAAUGAUUAUGGGUCUUCUGUGAUAGCACUGAAAAAAGUCUUAGAUCCUGAGGUAAAUUUCAUCAAAGACAGGGUUGCCAGUUUCACUAAGAAGGAUAUCACAUUAGAAUCAGGCCCUGUUCUUCCAUUUGACGCCCUAGUUAUCGCUACUGGUUCCAGAUGGCCGGACCCAAUAGGAUCUACAUCGAUUUUUGAAGACAAUUUCGAGUCUUAUUUCAAAACCCAGCUAGAUAGGAUCAAGGAGGCGAAACACAUUGUAUUCAUAGGCGGUGGGUAUAUCAACACUGAAAUUACAGGAGAACUGAUUUACAAGUAUGGAAAAGAAAUCAGAAGUGGUGAGAAAAAAGUCUCAAUAAUCCACAGUUCCGACAGGCUGCUUCCGAAUGAUGGAAAGUACGGCAAUUCUUUGAGAGAUAAGGUUACUAAGCAUUUGGCUGAUAAUGGUAUAGACAUAAUCUUGAAUAGUAAGGGUUCAAUAUCGCCAGACAAUCCAAACAGAGUCAUUCUUCAGGGAAGUGAACACGAUUUCAUUGACGGUGAUGUAAUUUAUGAAGGAACCGGGAUCAGCCCUAAUGUUCCGCAUAAUGAGAUACCCAAGCUUUGCGACGAAAGGGGAUUUAUUCGGGUCAGGAAAACUUUCCAGGCAGAGGCAGUUGAAGAAGGUUGUAUAUUUGCUAUCGGGGAUGUCACGAAUUUUGAAUAUCACGGCCUCCUCAAAAGAGAUAACUGGAUCAACACCAUUACAAGAAAUGUGGUGAGUUAUCUUAAUGGUUCAUCGUCAGGUCAACUUGCAUCUGCGAGCACCUACGAAGGUGGGCCUGUACCUGCGGCCGUAUCGCUUGGGCCAGAAGCAGGGCAUGGUCAGUUUCCGGUUCCAUAUUUUGGUACGUUCAGCAUCUCUUCUUUUGCUGUGGUUCAUCUUAAAUCCAAAGAGCUUCUGAGAGAAAAGAUGGAGCCGAUGUAUGCUAAGUAA
Torulaspora globosa is the source of this 1131-nucleotide messenger RNA. It is a transcript of the gene AIF1, whose product is annotated as Aif1p. The transcript has a single exon. NCBI's taxonomy places the organism in Eukaryota, Fungi, Ascomycota, Saccharomycetes, Saccharomycetales, Saccharomycetaceae. Gene Ontology annotation, cellular component: cytoplasm. The record is from RefSeq and is a predicted model, not a curated record. The coding region runs from base 1 to 1131 and encodes 376 amino acids. Gene Ontology annotation, molecular function: electron-transferring-flavoprotein dehydrogenase activity; flavin adenine dinucleotide binding.